Molecule: messenger RNA, 1200 nt
Organism: Medicago truncatula (barrel medic)
Lineage: Eukaryota; Viridiplantae; Streptophyta; Magnoliopsida; Fabales; Fabaceae
Exons: 5
Coding region: 139-876 (245 amino acids)
Biological process (GO): tricarboxylic acid cycle; mitochondrial electron transport, succinate to ubiquinone
Cellular component (GO): respiratory chain complex II (succinate dehydrogenase); membrane
Molecular function (GO): electron transfer activity
Source: RefSeq, a predicted model, not a curated record
UCAGGUGGUUUCCACACGCCCCAACCCCGUCUCUCUCUCUCUCUCUCUCUCUCUCUCUCUCUCUCUCUCUCUCUCUGUAAUCAAUCACACAGUCAGCUCCAUUGUUCUAUUCUCUGAAUUGAUAAUCAAUCAAUCACCAUGUCUUGGCUUCUCAGAUCAACAAAAUCAAAGCUCUUCUUAUCUUCCUCUUCUUCUCUUUCUUCAACCUUCUCUUCCAUCCCUCGCUCCACCGGAUCCCUCUCUCCCGCUGCCCCCGCCGCAGAACAAUUCCACCGCACCACCACCACUCUUCCCUACGCGGAUCAAAACUCUACAAAGGGACAUUUCAGUGGCUUACCUAACAAUCUGGAGAAUAAGCUUGCUGGUCAUGCUAACCAGUUCAAUUCUUUGAGAUAUCAGGCUCUUGGACUGGACACUAAUGUGCUGGCUGGAGCUAGAUAUGGUACUCAAGUUAGUGGCACCAAGAGUCCAAUGCUAUUGGGACUCAACACUCUGAUGGCAAGAAACAUUGAGAGAGGUGUGGGUGCUGACACAUUGGGAUUGGCUGGUCAUAGACGUUUUAUGAGUGACAUCCCAAGUAAAACCAGUGAGGCAAAGCAGUCCGGUUUUCGCCCAUUAUCUCCUCAUCUUCCUGUUUAUCAACCCCAGCUUUCUUCGACGCUUUCAAUUUGCAAUAGAAUUGCUGGAGCUUUCCUAGCUGCUGUCACCUUACUUUUUUAUAUGAUAUACAUGAAAGUGGGCUUGGUUGGUCUCACCUUUGAUCCAUUCUACCAGUUCGUAUUCUAUUCAUCAAAACUCCACCUACUUGCCAUUGAGAUUUCUGCCCUAGCAAUGUCCUAUCAUCUGUAUAGUGCAAUUCGUCAUUUAUUCAUAUGAUAUUGCAGUCACAGCUGAUACCUGAACAGUAUGAUUUUGAGGUGAAACUUGUUUGCUUCAACCGUGUUGGCAUGCUUUCCACAUGUCAUUAGGAGUUCAUUAAGCAAUGUGAAUGCGUUUUAUGCAGUUUCGCUAUUAUCAACUUAAUAAUUACUUAGGCAUGUUUAAUGUUGUGAGCAUAACUACAUCUGAAACUUCGGUGAUGUAAUUUUUUAGCACCCCCGUCAAAUUGCAAGUAAUUGUUGCAUUCAAUAAAGCAUUUGAUUUUAGUGACCCUUAAAAUGCAUUAUCACUUGUGUGACUGGUGUUGCUGAAAAUUUAUUA